Messenger RNA from Suncus etruscus (white-toothed pygmy shrew), 350 nucleotides. Its product is annotated as small ubiquitin-related modifier 2-like. The transcript has a single exon. Gene Ontology annotation, biological process: protein sumoylation. Gene Ontology annotation, molecular function: ubiquitin-like protein ligase binding; protein tag activity. Gene Ontology annotation, cellular component: nucleus. The record is from RefSeq and is a predicted model, not a curated record. Lineage: Eukaryota; Metazoa; Chordata; Mammalia; Eulipotyphla; Soricidae. Bases 1 to 288 code for a protein of 95 amino acids.
AUGGCCGAGGAGAAGCCCAAGGAAGGUGUCAAGACCGAGAACAACGAUCACAUUAAUUUGAAGGUGGCGGGUCAGGAUGGUUCUGUGGUGCAGUUUAAGAUUAAGAGGCAUACUCCACUUAGUAAACUCAUGAAAGCUUAUUGUGAACGACAGGGUUUGUCGAUGAGGCAGAUCAGAUUCCGAUUUGACGGGCAGCCAAUCAAUGAAACAGACACACCUGCACAGUUGGAAAUGGAGGAUGAAGAUACAAUUGAUGUGUUCCAGCAGCAGACAGGAGGUGUCUACUAAAAGGGCCCUGCUACUUGACUUCAGAACUCAGUUUCUCCAGACCAAGAAGACAUCUUCAAUUA